This is a messenger RNA of Abrus precatorius (Indian licorice), 778 nucleotides long. RefSeq lists its product as uncharacterized. The transcript is spliced from 2 exons. NCBI's taxonomy places the organism in Eukaryota, Viridiplantae, Streptophyta, Magnoliopsida, Fabales, Fabaceae. The coding region runs from base 244 to 471 and encodes 75 amino acids. The record is from RefSeq and is a predicted model, not a curated record.
CUCAAUAAAAAGGAGUGAUGUUCCUUCCACCAAUAGCCUCAUCUCACGGAUCUUGCCCCUCUCUUCUCCUCUGUGCCUCUGUGUUUCUGUCUUUCUGUUCCUCUUCCCACCUUUGCUUUUUCAAUUCCCUUACAUACACAUCCUCUACAUAUUAUAUAAGGCCUAGAGAAUACAUUUCAUUCAUUGCAAAGACCACAUUCAAAGCCUUCUAUCAUCAUUUCAUCUACUAAUUCACUUACCCAAAUGGCCUCUUGGAAGAAGACCAUCACAACACCCUUCAAAAAAGCUUGCACUUUCUUUAACCAGCAGCAACCAACCCGGGACCAAAAGAAAUCUCAAACAGAGCAAGAGAGGAGUGUAAUGGAUCUGCAUGGUGAAGUGAUGGCAUGUGGGUAUGAAGAUGUUCAAGUUAUGUGGUCUAUUCUUGAUAAGUCCAAAUCCACUGCCUGCAAUAUGACAUCUUCCACCUGAAACAACUCUUUCCCUUUCCUUAAAAAAAGAACCAAACAGGAAGCAGAAAAGUUCCACUGCUGCAGUUAGCGAAUGUUUUUGUAUGCUAAUGUUGAAGGGACAAUUGCAUCAUACUAGUUUAUCGUAGAUAGCUGGGUGGCUUUUGAAUCUGGUAUGAAUGUAAUUGUCACAUAGAAAAUAAAAAAAUAUUGAUAUUUAGGUGUAUGAUAGGAUCUAAGGAGUGCCCCUUUUCCUAAUGAAGACGGUGGCGGUGUUGUUUGUAAUUUAUCAAGUCAAAAUGUUAAUUGUAGGGAAUCCCCAUGAUUGA